Osmerus eperlanus (European smelt) is the source of this 1062-nucleotide messenger RNA. RefSeq names its product charged multivesicular body protein 2A (gene chmp2a). The transcript is spliced from 6 exons. The coding region runs from base 162 to 824 and encodes 220 amino acids. The record is from RefSeq and is a predicted model, not a curated record. Lineage: Eukaryota; Metazoa; Chordata; Actinopteri; Osmeriformes; Osmeridae. Gene Ontology annotation, cellular component: ESCRT III complex; multivesicular body. Gene Ontology annotation, biological process: protein transport; late endosome to vacuole transport; endosome transport via multivesicular body sorting pathway.
UUACGUCAUUUCCCGAAACUGUCUUCUGCGGAAGUGUAUGAAAGAAGAAAACAAAUAGGGGAUUUAAAAGCAGUAAAGAAUUAUCGAAAAAAACAUUGCUUUGGAACUCUGAGAUUGUUAUUGUUUGGAAACUAACUGCCUUAAAAUACACUUCACUCAAGAUGGACUUCCUAUUUGGGAAAAGGAAGACUCCGGAGGAGAUGCUAAGGCAGAAUCAGAGAGCCCUGAAUCGUGCCAUGAGAGACCUGGAUAAAGAACGCCAGAGAUUGGAGCAGCAGGAGAAGAAAAUCAUUGCUGAUAUUAAGAAAAUGGCCAAACAGGGACAGAUGGAUGCUGUCAAGAUAAUGGCUAAGGACUUGGUUCGCACAAGGCGAUAUGUUAAGAAAUUUAUCAUGAUGAGGGCAAAUAUCCAGGCAGUCAGUUUAAAGAUCCAGACACUCAAAUCAAACAACAGUAUGGCCCAGGCAAUGAAAGGGGUCACCAAAGCCAUGGCAACCAUGAACAGACAGUUGAAGCUGCCACAGAUUCAAAAGAUCAUGAUGGAUUUCGAACGACAGAGUGAAAUAAUGGACAUGAAGGAAGAGAUGAUGAAUGACGCUAUAGACGAUGCUAUGGGUGACGAGGACGACGAGGAUGAAACUGACGCUGUUGUGUCUCAAGUCCUGGAUGAACUGGGCCUCAAUCUGUCCGACGAACUUUCAAAUCUGCCAGCCACUGGAGGUAGCUUAUCAGCCGCAGGUGCAAAGAAAGCAGAGCCCCAGGCUGCUCUGGCAGAUGCAGACGCUGAUCUGGAGGAGAGACUCAACAACCUCAGAAGAGACUGAGAAUGGAACGGGUGACAGAGACCAGCACCAGGCUGGAGUGUCAAUACAGGUCCAGAAGUAUACUCAGAUUUUGUGUAUCUCUAUCAUUUCUUUGGGAAGGGAGUUGGAGCACCACUGAAAGGGUUCAGUAAGAAAUCUGUUGUUAAGGUGUAUGGCUUUUUUUGUUUUUUCAUUGUUUUAUUACUUGUGUGUAGUAUGUAUAUUUUAUCAACAAAUACAUUAUGCAUACCUGAUUGUA